AUGCCACCAACCCUGAUCCUAAUCCGCCACGCAGAAGCCCUGCACAAUGCCACUCAUAAGUUCCCCUCGCCCCCAAUAUCCCUUGCCCGACUCCCACUGACCUUUCCCCACAAAACUACGAACUUCCCGACCCGCCGCUCACGGAGCUCGGCGAGAAGCAAUGCUCCGAUGAGGAGGACGCUGCAGACGAUGUUGAUUGGGCUGGAUUGGCUGGUUGAGAAGGGUGUUAACGUGAGACUGGAUGCGGAUUGGCAAGGUGGGUGA
This is a messenger RNA of Coniosporium apollinis CBS 100218, 264 nucleotides long. RefSeq lists its product as uncharacterized. The record is from RefSeq and is a predicted model, not a curated record. The coding region runs from base 1 to 264 and encodes 87 amino acids. The transcript is spliced from 2 exons. NCBI's taxonomy places the organism in Eukaryota, Fungi, Ascomycota, Dothideomycetes.